Porites evermanni is the source of this 1805-nucleotide messenger RNA. Lineage: Eukaryota; Metazoa; Cnidaria; Anthozoa; Scleractinia; Poritidae. The record is from the annotation of a GenBank genome assembly.
AUGUGGUUUCCUACAGAUAACGAUCUCAGAAUAUUCAUGAGAAAAAUAGUGAGAGUUAAUGAGGAAAACGAGAGGGAUAAUUUGAGAGAUGAUGUUGUUCGCAUGCGUGAUCUUCUAUCGCUCCUCUUGGACAGAUGCAUGGAAAGUCCAAAUCCUUUACCUGAGAAUGUGAAACAACACUUUAGGGAUAUCUACCAGAGCUUAAAAUUGCAUAUGGAGUUUCACGGCUUUGGAAGGGAUGCUGCUGCCGACAUAUUAAACCUUAGAGAAGUGGGUGAAUAUCUUGAAUUGGGUGCAGAUGACGCGCCAGAGAUAGAAUGUGCCAUCGACCCUGGGAGCAAAUUGUUGGAAAUUGUAAGUAAGCGUAAGACAAAACGAAUUCUUGGAAUGAAAUCUCGAAAUUCUCUGCCAGGUUACGCUGCAUUUUCCUUGUUAACUGAGAACACAUGAUCAAACAUACUAGUAAAACUGGGUAACUUGUAGGUACUCAGAUCUUCAUAUAGUGCGAGUCUGUUGUAAGCAAAACUUGCCCAACUGAUAUUAUAUUCAGGCUAAAAUCAAUUGUGAAAAAUUACAUGGCAGCGAGAAGCUGGUGUUAUUUUUUAACGCCGUAUGGUGUCGUUGCCACUGACUCCGUUAUGUUAUUCCACAAGCUAAAACAUAAGGAAAGUUUUCCACAUUUUCACCUUGCAGUUUCACAUUCACACCCCAUAAACAUUUUUCAACUUCAGUUUAGUCACAUGGGCAUGGAUCGCAGACCGAAAAAGGUUCGCAGACGAAAACCGCGCAUCAAAGAACAUGCUGGAAACUUGAGUAUGGGAGAUGACAAAAGUUUGGUCAAGUUAAACUGAAUCAAUCCCCAAGGAAAAACAAAUAGACGUCGUAACAAAUUCAGGCCAAAAGUUUUCAGUGCUAAAGGUUUCCCGUCGUAUCAAUUCAGUCAGUCACUUCUUUAGGCCUCUUCAGUUAUAUACAAUUGAGAAUCUCUUAUUUUAAACAGAGCCUGAAAAAAGCAAUAAUGAGCCUUCAGUAACGGCAAAAGAGAAAAUAAGGGAAAUUUACCCUUUUUUUUCAUGCUGCAGCUUAACAGCUAUGUCCCCUAUUUCAGUUUUCUUUUUUAAUUUCAGUUUAGUAUUAUGGCAGUUUAUGAUGGACAAAACCUGGGCAGCGAAGAACAUGCUGAUCUAGUAUGGCAGAUGGCGACAGAUUUGUUGAGAUAUCUAAAUAGACCUCUAGAAGGAAGGGAUAGACGGCGCAACAGAUUCAGGUCUAAGGUUUUGACCAAAGUUUCUCUGAGAGAUGAAAAGGAGAAGAAAAAAAAAUGGUCUGCCGGUUCAUCAGUGGCAGUCAGUCACUUCUUAAGGCCUCUUUAUUUAUACAAUAGAAUUCGUCAUUUUAAACUGAGCCUGAAAAGAGCAGUGAUAUAUAACGAGCCUCUAGAAACGGCAGAGACGAACGUUGAAUGGCAAUCUGAAGCAUUUGGGGGAGAGGGGUAUGAAAGAUCAAAAAGACCUUGCCAAACCUGCCAGUCAAAGUUCCGGAACUUACAGUGCUUCGGUGAAAGCGACCCGCGUGAGUUCAGUUCGGCUCAACGUGCCGAGUAUUGUCCUAUCAACCAACUUCUCCCCCAGAGACCACGCCAGAAGAUGAGAUUACACGGCAAGAGCUUGACACUGCCCUGGGACAGUUCCGUCAAAGAUGUUGGUUUCUUUAUGAAGACUUUGGAAAUAUUGCACAGAUUUGCAGGGAAGCGUCAAAUUUUGGAGACAUUGAACACCUCCGCAAUGUAUACGAAGAGCAUGUAA